CCCUAUAAAAGGUGUCCUUGCCUCUUGGUUGUCAUCCACUUUUGACUCUUCGGGGACAUUUGUGUCUGUGACCAGUGAUUAUUGAACUCAACCCAGAGAUGUCCUACCAGCAAAACCAGCAGCAGUACCAGCCCCCUCCCAAAUGCCAGACCCCCAAGUACCCUCCCCAGGCUCCUUGCGCUCCUCCUGUCUCUUCUGGCUGUGGGUCUAGCUCUGGGGGAUACUGUGGGUCCAGCUCUGGAGGAUGCAGCAGCUCAGGCUUUGGGGGUGGCUGCAGCCUCUUUUCUCACCACAGGAGAUCCAAUAGAUGCAGGCGCCAGAGCCCUAGCCGCUGUGACAGUGGCUGUGGCCGCAGCCAGCAGUCUGGGGACUGCGGCGGGAGCUCUGGGGGCUGCUGCUGAUCCGAUGUUCUUGGCUAAGUGCUGACCUGGAGGGAUCAAGAGAGGCAACCUCCCAUCUUCCAUUUGCUCCUUGCUCCUUCUUCUCUUUAAUUUCCCCUGGGAUCUGAGCGGAUAAGAUAUCGUGGGGUGCCAAAUGGAGUCCAGGAGGACCAUUUCAUCUCAUCUCAAACCCUGGAUCUCAAACUUGAACUGAAUCAUCUCUGCCUCAUUUGUCUCAUGUAAUAAUAAAGCUCUAUACAGUCGA
Vombatus ursinus (common wombat) is the source of this 645-nucleotide messenger RNA. Its product is annotated as late cornified envelope protein 3D-like. Gene Ontology annotation, biological process: epidermis development. Bases 99 to 401 code for a protein of 100 amino acids. The record is from RefSeq and is a predicted model, not a curated record. Lineage: Eukaryota; Metazoa; Chordata; Mammalia; Diprotodontia; Vombatidae. The transcript is spliced from 2 exons.